CGUAUUUCGUAUCGGGAUAUCGAGAAACGGAACGGCGUUGGGAAAGUAGGGGAGGCGGGCGGCGGAGCAGGUAGGUAGGUAGCUAGCGUCCUCACGAUAACAAAGUUUUCGUAGCUGCACGCGUAUUUUUCUAUCCAGCUUAUACAACCUCGGAGCCGAAUGUUUCGCGGAGAUUACCUGUCAGGAUACGUAUUCCCCCGUUGGAAAGAUUUCCUCGAGGUAUUUCGAACGAGGAAACGACGCGCGCCUCGCCGAAUGCCUCUUAAACGCGUUCGUUUGUCUUGUUUCUUCUGUUUGCCGUGUCUCUCAUCCGUCGUCAUUACGAUUGCUUGCGUUUCUGUUCGCGUUGGACAAAGAAGAACGAUGGGUUGACUGACUGUGAGACGAGUAGCUCAGCUGAAUGGUCAUUCGGUAUGGAGACAGAUAUUUCUGAUUAAUUUUCGAGAGGUUUCCGAAAUUUACAGGGGUCGAAUUUUUCACUAGACUCCGAGGAGAACUUUGUUUUUAGAAAUUAGUAGAAAAUAAAUUUGUUUUUAAACUCUCUCUAGCGAGCAUGCUAUUUUUCAAAGUAGGCUCUCUCUGGUUUUUGUAAGAGAGACGCAUUGAAAUUUUAUUUUCGAUGUCAGCUGAUAGCCAAGCAACAGUUGUAAUUUAUGAUUGCAAUGUCUGUUUUUAUGCACUUUUUGUACGAAGAGCAAGUUCUAUUCUCGCGAAGGUGAAUGGAAAUAUAUGUGGAGUAUACGUUACGAACAAUGUUACGAAGCAUUGAUAAUUAGUUUGAUAGGCUGAUAAGCAAUGAUCUGAUAAAUAGUAAAACGGCGUUGAUAAGGUUAGUAAACGCCUAGCUAGUGAAAAUCUAUCUAUAUUAUCGUACCGUGAAAAACGUAAAAACAUUCCGUCAUUUGUACAUUAUCACUAAGGCUUGAUAACAUUGAGUUGAAUAUAUAAGCAGAACUUGAGAAUUAUCGAUGCAUUUGUAUUUUCCAAGCAGACAUGUCAGCCACGUUUUCACUGGGAACUAGCAUUCUCCUUCUACUUGUAGUGUGAGUACUUCAUUUUUCUUUUAUCUUCCCUUCCCUUGAUUAUUUAAACAUUGUGGCGCACGCUGUUCAGAAAAUCGAACUCUUUUCAAUAGAAAGAAAAUUAUUUAUUUCGGACUAUGUUACAAAUACUCGAUAACUAAGGCUCGAUGAAAAGGAACAGAAACUGUUUGAAUAAAAAUGUAAUAAUUCUUUUUCAAUCUUUAUUCUUACUUCCCGAUAUUUCUCUGCUGAACCGAGUUCUAUUCAAUUCUAAAGUCUUCAAUUAAUUGAUGUUCCGAUAAUCAAUCGGUCAAUUUUGAUCAAUGAAGUUGCUCGAAGCUUUCACAAACGAUCCUUUAUUUUCACAAUUUUUCCAAGGGGGAUCGCUCACUAAGUUUAUUCGGUUCUGAAAAUUUGAAGUUUCUCUAGUUCUACGAGUGGCGAAGAGAACGAAGAGAAACAUUUGAGGUUUCCGCCGAACUUCAUCUUCGGUGCUGCGACAGCCGCAUAUCAGAUAGAAGGAGCCUGGAACGUGAGCGGCAAAGGAGAAAGUACUUGGGAUCGGUGGGUCCACCAGCAUCCAGAUCGAAUUUAUAACGGUGACACGGGAGACGUUGCUGCGAACUCUUACUACCAGUACAAGCAGGAUGUCGCUAUUUUGAAAAAUCUUGGGUUCAAGUGGUACCGCUUCUCCGUCAGCUGGCCACGGAUACUUCCGACCGGUUUCUCGAACAAGAUCAAUGCGGAUGGCGUUCAAUACUACCAUAACUUAAUCGACGAGCUUAAAGCGAACGGCAUCGAGCCAAUGUUGACUCUUUACCACUGGGACCAUCCGCAGGUCCUCGAAGACAUGGGCGGUUGGUUGAACGACGAGAUGGUCGACUGGUUCGGUGAUUACGCGAGAAUCGUGUUCCGUGAAUACGGGUCGAAGGUAACGAAAUUCGUCACGAUAAACGAGCCGACGGCCAUUUGCAAAAAUGGCUACACCCUUGGUAUACACGCACCUGGCAAACGUUUUCCUGGAUUCGGCGAGUACCUGUGCAUACACAACGUGCUGAAAUCGCACGCGGUGGCGUACAGGAUCUACGACAGUGAGUUCAGGUCGAAAUAUGGUGGCGAGGUUGGCGUUCUGGUCAACCCGUCGGCCUACAUGCCCAUGAAUUUUGAAUUUGACGCCGCUGCGGAGACCGCUUUCCAAUUCAACGUUGGCUGGACCAUGCACCCGAUCUUCUCCAAGGAAGGCGAUUAUCCGCCUGUAAUGAAACAGUUGGUGGCUAACAGAAGCAAAGUCGAGGGUUUCACUAAGUCUCGCCUGCCUGUGUUCAAUGAAUAUUGGAUCAAUCUCAUGAGGUAUUCUUAGGAGGUAUUUUAUUCUCCUUCGAAUGGUGCCGCAGCGUAGUAUGGGAUAUUUAAUGAUAGUUUUCGAAGGCAUUGGUAAUCGAUCGAAAUGAAAUUUGACACGUAUCACGGGGAAGAAUGAUGGACAAUGAUGUUAAAAUUAGUUUAAAUACUUAGUUCAGUACCAUUUGAAAGUUUCAUAAUUGAUAAUUUUCAGAAGAUUUUAAAAGACUUUGAUAUUAUUAGAUUCCUAAACACGCAAAGU
This is a messenger RNA of Heterotrigona itama, 2625 nucleotides long. The record is from the annotation of a GenBank genome assembly. Lineage: Eukaryota; Metazoa; Arthropoda; Insecta; Hymenoptera; Apidae.